AGGGGCGCGUAGUCUGCGCUCCGGGGGGGAGGGGCGCGGCGCCGCGUCUGGAGCCCCGCGGUCCGGUCCUCGCGCCCGCCCGCCCGCGGGUCCCUCCUGCCCCUGCCUGCCGGGCAGGGCCGCCCGCGCCAUGGAGUCCUACGACAUCAUCGCCAACCAGCCCGUGGUCAUCGACAACGGCUCUGGGGUGAUCAAGGCUGGCUUUGCAGGAGAUCAGAUUCCCAAAUACUGUUUCCCAAACUAUGUCGGGCGCCCAAAGCACAUGCGGGUGAUGGCUGGAGCCCUGGAAGGGGACCUCUUCAUUGGACCAAAAGCAGAGGAGCACCGCGGGCUGCUGGCUCUGCGCUACCCCAUGGAGCACGGCGUGGUGCGGGACUGGAAUGACAUGGAGCGCAUCUGGCAGUAUGUCUACUCCAAGGACCAGCUGCAGACCUUCUCCGAGGAGCAUCCUGUUCUCCUAACGGAAGCCCCGCUCAACCCGAGUAAGAACCGGGAGAAGGCGGCAGAGGUGUUCUUCGAGACCUUCAAUGUGCCGGCCCUGUUCAUCUCCAUGCAGGCCGUGCUCAGCCUGUACGCAACAGGACGCACGACAGGAGUGGUGUUAGACUCGGGGGACGGGGUCACCCAUGCUGUCCCUAUCUACGAGGGCUUCGCCAUGCCGCAUUCCAUCAUGCGGGUGGACAUUGCUGGCCGCGACGUCUCCCGCUAUCUCCGGCUGCUGCUGCGCAAGGAAGGCUUCGACUUUCACACCUCAGCGGAGUUUGAGGUUGUUCGGACCAUCAAAGAGAGAGCCUGCUACCUGUCCAUCAACCCGCAGAAGGAUGAGGCUCUGGAGACAGAGAAGGUGCAGUACACCUUGCCGGAUGGCAGCAUGCUUGACGUGGGGCCAGCACGAUUCCGGGCCCCCGAACUGCUGUUCCAGCCAGACCUGGUAGGGGACGAGAGCGAGGGGCUCCACGAGGUGCUGGCCUUCGCCAUCCACAAGUCGGACCUGGACCUCCGCCGGACGCUGUUCGCCAACAUCGUGCUUUCAGGAGGCUCCACGCUGUUCAAAGGCUUUGGCGACCGAUUACUAAGUGAAGUGAAGAAGCUUGCCCCAAAGGAUGUCAAAAUCAAGAUCUCGGCCCCUCAGGAGCGGCUAUACUCCACGUGGAUCGGUGGCUCCAUCCUGGCCUCGCUGGACACUUUUAAGAAGAUGUGGGUCUCCAAGAAAGAGUACGAAGAGGAUGGCGCUCGUGCUAUUCAUCGUAAAACCUUCUAGUGCCCAAGGAGGAGGGGGCAGCGUUGGGAGAAUGGGAGGAAAGGGAAGCCAAAGUCUUUGACCCUUUCUGUCUGGGCCCCCUGCAUGCCCCGACCCCGGGCAGGGUGCAGCAGCGCCUCCCUGCAGCCCUCCCACAUGCACGCACACACACAGGAACGUUUAGCUGCAUGGGUGGGAGUCUGGAAUAUAGGAAUUGGGGAGCCCAGCCUUCGGUGGUUCUAGGGGUCCCUCGUGGCAGGACCAAUUAAGCCUAUGGUUCCUGCCUCUAACCCUUGGGGCUGCUUCCCUGAGCUCCAAGGCCAGACACCCAAACGCCCCCAUUUCCUCUGACAGUCCCUCCCAGAGCCGGGGUGCCUGUGUAAGUAGCCUUGGGGAGUGGAGGAGAGGAGGGGCAGCCAGCAGCUCCCACUGGUGCAUCGCUGUUUUUCAUGCCUCCUCCUCUUCCUGACCUGACAGGCUGGCGAGAAGGCCAGCUACUCCUAGGCAUCCCUGACCUUCCGCACUGUCCCCCCGUCUUCCUGAGUGGAUGCCUGGGUGCAGGCUGAGUCCUGGUAGCCUGCCCUCCCCAGUGAGGGGUUCUGGCCACGGUUGGACCCUAUAGAGCCAGGGCAGAGUACGCUGGGGGCUUGGGCAGCCAGUCUGUUACACUCUCCCCUUCAAAGCACUUCAUUGACUUGCUGCUCCUCCUCCUUUACCCCAGUACUGGAUGGGGAAGGGUUAAUGGUCUUUGCUGGUUGAGGGGGAGUCACUUAAUCAGGAAUCGGACCCAGAGGGGUGAGGGGGCACAAUCCUCUCCCAUGAAGGUCUUCAUUACCCUGGGGCCAGAGCCCCACCGCCCCCUCCCAGAUAUGUAUAAUAAUUUAACACAGUUGCCUGAAAAAAAACAUUUUUGUAAAGCAUUAUAGUAAUAAUUAUGGACAAGGCCCAGUGUGUGGCCGUUUUCUUGUGGUUCUUGUGCUGUUGUUUGCUCACCCAGCCCUGGGGACUCUGAGAGAAAGGACAGGCACGGAGCAGUAUGGCACUGGCUCUAGUUCAGAAGCCUGAGGGUUUUAGUGGUUGGUGGGGCAACGUGGCACGGGAGGCCCCAGGAGGCCGGGCUUUCUGCCUGGAGGCAGAAUUCCCAGCCUCAUUACCCAUCCUCGGAGCAGCAGGACCAGGCUGCCUUCCUCUGCCUGGUCCUGGACAGGGCCUCCUGGCAGGUGGGGCUCAGGCUUUGUGUCUGCGUCCUACCUGUUGGAACACCUCUGCUGCCCCCUCACGUGUGGCUGUGGCUGACAGACCACCAUUGAUGCAGGCAGAGUUCAGACAAGUCAGGAAGGAGAGUGAUGGAAGGAGAUGGCAGAGGUGGUGUCGAUGAGCUGGGCUCUCAAGGUAGAAGCUGAGGCCAGGAAGGCGGUGGAAGGAGCAGUGAGAAACAAGUCCAGAGAGUGUCUGCCCUUCACCAAGUCUUUGAACACCUGGAGUAUGUCCCGGAGGGUGCCGUUUGGGGUCAAUGGUAAACAUCUUUGCCCCAAAAAACACAGGUUGGGAGGAAGAACAGGCUAUCUCAGUACAGAGUUGUAGGGCCAAACAGAGGGGCAUCUAGCCCAGCAGUGGGGCAGGUUGGCUUGUGUGGGUCCAGGAGUUAACCAGGUGUGGGAGGGUGUUCCAGGCAGAGCUAAGAGCUCAAGGAGACGCCUGGGACCGGAGGGGCUGGACAGAAGGGCACAGACCUGAGUGAUGCCAAGUCAGCAGGGAAGGGGAAGUGGUCUCUGGCUAGAAUGCAAGGUAGACCAAAGAGGGAGGUGGGACCAGCGUAUGGAGGCCUCGGGGGGAGGGGGAGUUACUGUGUCCUGGCUGACGGGCAGCCUGCCACAGAAGCAUGGUUGUCAUCGGUGUGUGUGGCAGGCAAUGGAGCUAGAAGAGCUGAGGGAGGGCCCAGGACUGAGAUCAUGUGUAAGGGGAGAGAUUACUCUGUCUGGCCUGUCUUCACGGGGCAUUUUGUGAGGCUUUGUGGUCAGUGAGCAGGUAACCCCAUACCUGCCUUCAAGGGGGAAACAGAAUUUACAGAGAACCUUUUGUUUGGGGUUCUGUUCAUGUUUUCUCCCAGGCACACAAGUUGCAGCCCUAUUACAUUGAGUCCUGCCUCCUUCCUACCUCCUCCACAUUCUGUCAGUCACCAGUCCUGUUGGUUCUGUGGUAUCUUUCCCCCUUAACUUCUUUCCCAUGAUGGCCGCACCCCUCUGGCUCAAGACCACAGCUCCACUUUACCCAGCAAUCUUUGCUCUUGGAGCUAAAGCCCAGAGAGCCUUGGUUCUGCCACUUCCUAAUCCACAGUGUAAGCAGUUCGCUGCCUGGUGAAAUCACCUUCAUGAACUACCCAUUGUUGAUUUAGUUCAGGCCCUUUGGGAUCUGUCUCUUCCCCGUCUUAGUCUUCCACAUCAUCAUGCCCUGCUUUGCCCGCCAGCCAGCCUCUGCUCAUGCUGUUCUCUGCUAGGAGUGACUUUCCCAUCUGUCUGUGAAAAUCCCAUCCUGUAAGCCAAACACUAUGCAGCACGCCCCUCCCUCUUUCGGCAGGGAUGGUGCGAGCUCUGGCCCUGCUGGAGCAAAAUGACAGAUGAGAAGGUGGUAAGGUUAGAAUGAACCUUAUGGGGGUAUAUGGAUUCCUAGAUACAUCCAGAUAGAUACUGAAAUAAAUAUGCCUCUGGGUAUGACCACUAGGGUUAGAAAUAUUUGUAUAUUUCCUAGCCCUGACUGCUCAGAGGGCCUAGAGGCAGUGAUACCCCAGUAGCAAUGAGCACAUAUAGUAUCCAAAUCUUGGUUUCUAAAUACUAUUCUUCAAUAAAAGGAACCAGAGCUCCUUGAGGAAAUUCUGAUCUGAAGCAGAGAGAAUAUAAAAUGAGUCUGGAAUAUCUUAUACCAUAAAGUAAGAAUAUGCUCAAAAAAGGAAGGAGGCUUGUCUCGACACAGGAACCAACCUGAGGGAGCACCCAGGUUGCAGUGAAUUAUAAGCCAUAGAAUACAAUCGUGAUGAGUCCACUCUGACAUAGAUUUAUACAUGGGAGAGAAGGGACAGUUCUUCCUUACAGUAAAAUUGCAAUUAAUGUUUACUGAUCUAUUAGUGCCAUAAAGAAAUCAGUGCACAACAGUUUAAAGCAACAUAAAUACAGUUCUAUAGAAGUCUGACAUAGCCCUGGGUGGGUAGCUCAGUUGGUUAGAGCAUCGUCCCAAUACACCAAAGUUGCAGGUUGAUCCCCAGUCAGGGCAUAUACAAGGAUCAAACAAGGAAUGCAUAAGUAAGUGGAACAACAAAUCAUUGUUUCUCAUGCAAAUCAAUUUAAAAAAAGUCUGACAUGGGUCUCACUUGUGCUGAAAUCAAGGUGUCAAUCCUUUCCCAGUUGCUGGAAGCGACCUGCAUUUCUUGGCCUGUGGUCCCCUCCAUCUUCAAACCAGCAACACUGCAUCUCUCUACUCUUCCAGUUACAUCCUUCUCUGACUUCUGCCACCCUUGUAAUUACUGGCCCGCAGACAACCAGGGUAAUCUCCAUUUUAAGGUCAGAUGAUUAAGCAACCUUCACUCCAUCUGCUGCCUUAACCUUUCGCUACAGGACCUAAUAUUCUGUUUCUGGGCAUGAGGACAUGCACAUCUUGGGUGAAGAGAGGCUGUUACUCUGCCUACCACCACCUGGAUAUGUACUGGAGACUUUACCUAGAGAGGAUAAAGCAGCAAAGUGGGCUUUGAGAUGAGGGAGGGAGAAGGCAGAUCGAUUAAUGAUAUAGAAAGUCAUUGAAGGUGGGAAUGGUAGGGGUAAAUUUAAUAGAUGGCUACCUAGGUGUUCCUGUUCCCUUUCCCACAGGGAAGGGUCUUCAAUGGCAGAGAAAUGCUUGUGCAUUUCCUGGAAAUGAGACGAUAACUGAUGACAAGGAAUGGAAGCAAUAGUUGUGACCAUACCUUGAGGAGACAAUACAAGAUUGGGGAAAGGGGGCUUUUCUCUUCAAUUCUCAUUAAUUCAAGUGAAAUAUCUAGUUUGAAUCAAUUUUGUGAGACUAACUAAAGUUCCUCUGUGGUUAAUCCCAACACAAAGUGGAAAGGUACUUAUUUCCAUUUUAUAGGUAAACAGUUUUCGAAAAUUAUCGUCACAAAUAUAAUGUGGCUAAAUUGGGCUGUUUCUCUGCUCAACUAUUUUUGGUGCUGUUUUAUUAUUAUGGCAAAGUUCGAACAUACACAAAAGCAGAAAGAACAAUGAUCUCAUACCUACCUAGCUACAAGGGAUCAAUCACACCCUAAAUCACUUGUGUUUUAAAGCUAAUCAGGCAUAUUUUACCCCUAAGUACCGGUAUGUACCUCAAAAGCAUAAAAAACUAACUCCAUUAACACCUAAAAAUGUAAUAAAUCCUUAAACAUCAAAUAUACAGUUUAAAAUAUUCUAA
This is a messenger RNA of Myotis daubentonii (Daubenton's bat), 5671 nucleotides long. RefSeq names its product actin related protein 1B (gene ACTR1B). Lineage: Eukaryota; Metazoa; Chordata; Mammalia; Chiroptera; Vespertilionidae. The record is from RefSeq and is a predicted model, not a curated record.